Prinia subflava (tawny-flanked prinia) is the source of this 5756-nucleotide messenger RNA. It is a transcript of the gene WNT5A, whose product is annotated as Wnt family member 5A. Gene Ontology annotation, cellular component: extracellular region. Gene Ontology annotation, molecular function: frizzled binding; cytokine activity. The record is from RefSeq and is a predicted model, not a curated record. The coding region runs from base 355 to 1452 and encodes 365 amino acids. The transcript has 5 exons. Gene Ontology annotation, biological process: canonical Wnt signaling pathway; neuron differentiation; multicellular organism development. NCBI's taxonomy places the organism in Eukaryota, Metazoa, Chordata, Aves, Passeriformes, Cisticolidae.
CCCGGGCCGGGUCCGGCUCUGCGGCUGCCGUCGCGGCAGUCACCGCGGUGCCAGCGCGGAGCUCGGGGCUGCCUCGGCGAUCGCGGAGGGAGGGAGCCCCGAGGCCGUGCCGAGAUGUUUUAAGGGACGGCGGGGACGGGAAGGGCCGGCCACAUCAUCCCCGGGCAGGAGUCCUCGGGCCUGCGCCGAACCGAGCUCUCGAGGCACCGGCCGCUCUCCCGCUCGGGCUCGCUUCGCAAACCUGAAGCCGCCUUUAGCCAGCCGUGAGCCUUCGGUGUCCCCGGCGCGGGCAGCGAUGGGAAAUCCAGUGCAGUAUUAAUCCACGGAGGUGCUGUGGGGACAGUUGGCAGUACAAUGGCUUCUCAGUACCUCGUAGUGGCUCUGGCCGUUUUCUCCUCUUUUACCCAGGUUGUAAUAGAAGCCAGCUCUUGGUGGUCUUUAGGGAUGAACCCCAUGAACCCCAUGAACCCUGUUCAGAUGUCAGAGGUGUAUAUUAUAGGAGCCCAGCCACUAUGUAGCCAGCUAGCAGGGCUUUCCCAAGGACAGAAGAAACUCUGCCAGUUGUAUCAGGACCAUAUGCAGUUCAUUGGAGAGGGUGCAAAGACGGGCAUUAAGGAGUGCCAGUAUCAAUUCAGACAUAGAAGAUGGAAUUGCAGCACUGUGGACAACAACUCUGUUUUUGGCAGAGUCAUGCAGAUAGGCAGCCGGGAGACAGCGUUCACCUACGCGGUGAGUGCGGCCGGCGUGGUCAACGCCAUGAGCCGCGCCUGCCGAGAGGGCGAGCUGUCCUCCUGCGGCUGCAGCCGCGCCGCUCGCCCCAAGGACCUGCCCCGGGACUGGCUGUGGGGCGGCUGCGGGGACAACAUCGAGUACGGCUACCGCUUUGCCAAGGAGUUCGUGGACGCCCGCGAGCGCGAGCGAGUUUACCAGCGAGGCUCCUACGAGAGCGCCCGUAUCAUGAUGAACCUCCACAACAACGAGGCAGGCAGAAGAACAGUGUACAACCUGGCUGACGUGGCCUGCAAGUGCCACGGCGUCUCCGGCUCCUGCAGCCUCAAGACCUGCUGGCUGCAGCUCGCUGAUUUCCGCAAGGUGGGCGAUGCCUUGAAGGAGAAAUACGACAGCGCCGCCGCCAUGAAGCUGAACAGCCGGGGGAAGCUGGUGCAGGUGAACAGCCGCUUCAACGCCCCCACCAUCCACGACCUGGUGUACAUCGACCCCAGCCCUGACUACUGCGUGCGCAACGAGAGCACCGGCUCCCUGGGCACCCAGGGCCGCCUCUGCAAUAAGACCUCGGAGGGCAUGGACGGCUGUGAACUCAUGUGCUGCGGCCGGGGCUACGACCAGUUCAAGACGGUGCAGCGAGAGCGCUGCCACUGCAAGUUCCACUGGUGCUGCUACGUGAAAUGCAAGUUGUGCACAGAGAUCGUGGACCAGUUUGUGUGCAAAUAGGGCAUGGACGAGGUGGGAGGAACUGCAGCCGCCUGCCAGCAAGGGGUUGCAGGCCCCUCUCCCUUUCUGCAGGACUAUCUCCACUUUAUUUAUAGAGUCCAAGUUCUUGUCUUCUUUUAAGAAAAAAAAAAAAAAAGAAAAUAAAAAGGGUGGGGAAGGAAAAAAUAAGAAAGAAAAAAGAAAAAUAUAAAGGUUGCGAAGAGAAGUGCCUGGAAACCCUCUCUGCGUCCAUCCCAGAACUGUGUGAGGCUUAUAUUUUUGGCAAUAAUGGGGGAGAAUUUGAGAAUAUUUAUUUUACAAAGUUAAAAAAAAAUUUUGACUUUUCUUACAAACAAUAGAGUAGUUUGAGGGGAAAAUCCGACAUAUCCUAAUUUAGAUCCAUGGAACAUAAUACACGUGCAGUAGGCAGAGCAACCAUGUAAUGUGCUUGGGAUGUUAGAGCAAUCCUUAUGGAUGUGAGGAAGACACAGACCUGUCCAUGACUUUUAGGUUCAGACACUAGAAGUUCCUAGAAUAGGGUGUAUAAAGCUGUUCAGUGCAUGUAGGGCUCUGUUAGUAAGGGGUAUGUUCAUCACAAGGUGUGGUGUCGGGUGCCCACCACGGGUCACUGGAGGGCAAAGAGCAAAGGAUCAGAAAGGCUUCAGCUGUGCUAUCCCUGAGUCACCGGGGCUGGUUCCAGAACCAAGCAAGACAGGAAAAAAACCACAGAAAAAAAAUCUGCCUUGGUGAAUAAUAAAGAUGUUCUUCAAGGCAGAGCUUGGCCUCAUCAGCUAAUUGUGACGUUCGAGUGUCUCGUGUGCCGGAGCAGCGCUUCCCUGCUGCCGGGUGUGGAGCAGCCCGGGGCAGGCUGCCCGCAGCUCUGGAGCUGGGCAAGGCUUACAAACAGUUUUGGUUUCCCAGCCUGGAAAGCCCAUGGAAAGGAGAGUUCCCCAAAUUUGAAAAUGCCUUAAAAUUGUGUAAUAGUUGGCUGUCUUUCAAAACACAGCUUGACAAAUAACUCCUCUAAUUUUAUGUGAGAAAAUAAAUCAUUAGAUAUCCACCUUGGAAUUAUUGAUUUUUAAUUUUUUUGCAGAUUUUGGGAAUGCUUUCACUCAAGGAGACAAUAGUUUCAUAUUUUAAUAACAUUAACUGACUAUUAUAGUUCAAUGAAACGUUGCAGCAAUACCAAAUUUAUCAUCCUAUGUCUUUAAUACACAUGCUUUAGAUAAUAUACUGCAGAUAUACACUACAACUGUUCAGACUAUACGCGAGCAGUUACAUAUAUAUGGGAGAACUGUGGUCUCUGGUGUCUGAUACUUCAAAGCUUUUUGUACAUAUAUAUUUUAAUGAUUUAGAAAAUAAUAAAACAUCUAAAUUAAAGGGGCAGUUCAUCCCUUAUUUUCUUUUUCAGGUCUCUUCAGGUUUUUAGAUUGAUUCUAAGCUUUUGAUGGGUUUUUAUCUUUAAUUAUUAUUUUUUUAAGAACUCUUAACAUUCAGAAGUUUUAAGGAUAAUCAUAAAGAAGUAAGCCUCUUCCCAGUUUCAGGACUUCCUUGGGUGGUUGGUAGAGGCAGCACCCUGCACUUGAAUCGGUACCAGUCUGGAGAUCGCUUCUAUUCCACUCUCACAUUAAGGGCAUUAUUGAUUAUUGCUGAAAGGAGACACCUUCCAACUCCAAAAUGUGCUGCAUUUGGCCCUUGCUUUUCAGUUUUAGAACAGAGAAUUGUUAUUUGUCAAACAAUAUGUGUUCCCCCAUGCUGUGUACUUACACAGGAUUUCAUCUUUGGUUCAGAUGCCACUUUCCAACUCAGUCCCAUCCUACAAGUUAAAGAAAAUGGUUUUGCAGAUACCACGUGAAGAAAACCUUUCACUUUAGCCUAGUUGUACUAAAGCCUUGACUUUUCACAAGCCUUUAAAGCUGUAUCAUUAAAUUCAUCUUGAUCAUUUAUCAGCUUCUUAAUGGCGCUUUAUUGCUCUUAAUUUAUUGUACAAGGACAUAUUUACCCCUCAUCUUCAGAUGUUUGCAAAGAAUAUCUUUAAAGUAAGAGAAAUAAAUAAAGCACUAAUUCAUUGAAUAUGUCACUUUGGUUUUUAUUGUACAAAAACCAUGAUCUUUUUUUUAUUUGCUGAAUCACCUCAUGUUCCUUUUUAGUGACUUCUGUCUGAGCAGAAUUGAAUCUCAUGAUCCUAGCUAUUAAAACCCUAUUUAAUGUAAAAUAUUUUACUUGUCGUUCAGAUAUGUAAAUCUUCUAUGUCCUUUCCUCUGUUCUGUACAUUUAAUGUACAUAUUUCUGUCUUGUGUGAUUUGUAUAUUUCACUGGUUAAAAAAAGAAAGGAUUAUGCCAUAAUUGAAGAUAGACUAUAAAAAUAAAACUUUGGUUGUAUAUUGGGAAGUGGUUUUAAUUAUCUUUCAGAGGAGGGUUUGUUAAGACAAUGAGCAGAGUUGAUUUUUAAAUUUACUACAUGGUAAAACAGGGAAGUGUUUGUUGGCCAAACAUACAGAGUACAUUUUGAAGUUUUAUUUCAAUAUUAAGAAGACUUACUUAUAUAUCUACUUCUUAAGUAGAAGGGGAGAAAACCCCAAAACCAAAAAUCCACUCAGAAACCCCAGUGACUCUGAGCUGGGAAGCAUUUUAGACAUGGGUAACUACUGAAUUGCCAGUGGACAGGGUCCUGGGUUGUUACUUGUGUGCGUACAGCCUCUAGGGCUGCCUUCAGGGAUUUUGGAGCAGCUGCCUUCAGUAGUGCCAGUGAGGGCAGCAGGGUCCUGGUGUGAGCAGAGGUUUCCAGCAGGAGAAGCCCUGGGCGCUGGUUGAUGUGCUCGGGUGUGGGGGGCGGUUCCCCCACACCGCUCCGGCCGCGCUGUGUGGAGCUGCCAGGUGGAACUCACCAGAAACUGAGCACAAAUGAAGGGAAGAAUCCUUAACAAAAACCAGGAAGGCAAAGUGCGACCAGGGAUGAAUUAAGUUUUCAUAUUAAGGAGGUAAAGCAGAAAAGAAAAAUUAGUAUGAGCACCCAGCUUUCUGUUUCAAGAUUGGGUUGUCUUUGAACUGAUUUCUUAAGUUGAGAGGUUUUUUUUGCUAUAGUAAUUUGAUGAAUUAGUGGCCUUUCUUUACCUCUCUUCUUGUCUUCCUUUUUUCUUUUUUUUUUUUUUUCCUUGCUCAAGGAUAACCUCCUAACAUAUCGAAACUUCUUCUGGCUGCCAAGAAUGUAUUAUCCCACAAACCAGUAGACCAACAUCAUGUGUUUAAAAUAGCAAUUCUGAGCAAAUGCAGUGUUCUGUGGUCCUAUUACUGACAUCUGGUUCAGUUUUCCUCCACUUGUAUAUUGACCAGUAUUCUUUAUUGCAAAAACACAGCCCCUAUUUAGGAAAGUCAGCAUUUUUUUUGGACUGGAUUGUAUUCAAGCUCUUCCCAAUAACAGAAAAAUCACCAAAAAACUUCUUUAUUGCCAGCAGUAAAUAAUCUGUAUUCAAAAUAGUUAUUAUUUGGGCUCAGAUACAAGAGAGUUGUUUUUAAUUUGCACCAAAGUUUAUCUGUUUAAUUUUGUUAAAAAUGCUGUUUCAGAAUCUUGGUUUUUUAGUAAUAACUUCAAAUGUUUGUGUUUGGUUAUGUCUUUGCCAAUCCUGAGAUCUACUCUUUUUGCAAAAUACUGAAGCUUUCAGGUGUUACGAGGAGUGCACCAGAGAAAGAGGUUUGAAGAAGAGAAUGGCAGCUUCAAGUCAGGCACUGCAUGCAGGAUGCAAGCUAAAAUCCUUCCUUUCUGAAGGAUUUGUUUGAUAGAAUGAUCUUAGAAAGCUGAUACAAAACUUGUAGAAAUUGGUACUGAAAUUGACAGAAAGGCUGCUUUCCUUUGGAUAAGCGAGGAAUAAGAUCUAAACCAUUAGGAUGUUUGUUGUAAAAGCGUGGGUUUGGUGAAUCUGGAAAAAUGUCUAGUUUUUUUUCUGGACUAUAUGCUAGAGGAAACUGAGAACAACAAGGAAAAAUGAAGUUCUCUUAAAAAUAUAGGUAAGUGCAUUAAUAUAAAGCUUAUGUAUGUACUUGCUGACUGUGGUAGUCUUAAAACUGUUUAUCUGUUAUUGAAGUAGGCUUGGGAGGCAGGCCAGAUCUGCUCUUUUGCUUUUCAAAUUGUGUUUAAAAUCCUCAAUGGGGAGAAAAAUAAAAAAAAAAGAAAAAUCUUUCUUCCCUACUCCAGACUCCGGUAUGUCUGCUUAUGUUGCAGUGGGAUAAAGGAUCCACGUAGGAGUGAGUGAGAGGUUUGUACAUGAAAUGUUGUUUUCUUUAAAGGUGUGAUUAAAAAAUCCAAUCUGUCUCAUGCUCUGCUCUUA